AUGGCACAGUCGACAUCGAGAACCCACAGAAAGCUCAAAGGAGCCCCAGACUACGAUAGCCCGGAGUUUUGGGAUGCCCGGUUCGCUACCGGCGCCGACGUCGGAGAAUGGCUCAACUCGGGAGAGGCUCUCAUUGAUGCGGUUGUGUCGGACCUAGAAAGCCGACCGGUCAUUAUUGGCAGACAGCCACGCGUCUUGCACUUAGGCCCAGGCGUUUCAGAGCUGGGAUUGAAACUCAGAGAUGCAUGUUUAGAGCGAGAUUGGACGGGAAAUGGCAUUGUUAAUGUCGACUUCUCUAGCGAGGCCGUGCGCCUUGGUCAAGAGUUCGAAAGCCGGAAAGCUCCCUUAGAAGCAAUGCAUUGGUACCGAGCUGACUUGCUCGCUUGGGACCAUGUCUCCGACCUCUCACGCUACGCUCCGUUCGACGUUAUCCUCGACAAAAGCACCAGCGACGCAAUCGCCACGGCAAUCGACCACCACUUCGACUCGAAAGACGAUACGCCAAAUCUUUGUCCAGUUAUCAAAGAGCUCCUAUCUACUCGAGACACUAUCACCUUAUCCCCCGUCGAGCUGCUGGGUCUGCAUCUAGUGCCCUUGACGAAGAAAGAUACCACCUGGGUUGUGCUAUCGUAUUCGACAUUUCGCUUUGAUAGCCUUCCUUUUCUAGCCGAAUAUUGGACAUUGCGCUCCCGAACUCCGUUGAAAGCGCCAUCGGGAACAGUUUCGUCAAACGCUUAUACGCCCGACACGUUCCACUGGGUAUAUAUUCUGGAUCGCAAAUGA
Molecule: messenger RNA, 783 nt
Organism: Penicillium malachiteum
Lineage: Eukaryota; Fungi; Ascomycota; Eurotiomycetes; Eurotiales; Aspergillaceae
Exons: 2
Coding region: 1-783 (260 amino acids)
Source: RefSeq, a predicted model, not a curated record